AAUGUGUUUUACCCACAAACAUACCAAUUAAAAGGAUUUGCUUCAAUAUUUUGGACAACUUGGUAUUUGGGUUUCUUCUAAUAUUCAACGUGGUUUCCCAGUCGGCGCCACCCAAACCAAAGCAACAUAUACAAUAUAAUGCACGCCUUUCACGAUCCUCCUUAUUAAAUUGCACUAACUAUUGGGCUCCCAUAACCCACCGUCUUCCCACUCGACCUCCCCACUAUAAAUAAAGCUGCCACCCAAACAUCCACCAUAAUUCACCCAUCAACUUUCCCAUCUCCCUCUAACUAACGGUCAAAGCCUCCUCCAAUGGCUUCGACUUCCUUGGGAUUCCCUUCUCUGCAGCUACAGUUUCAAAUCCAAUCAUCAAGAAACUCACCACUGUUCAACUCCUCCUUCACGCGCCGUCAUGUCCGUCCCAUCUCCGCCUCUGUUUCCGAAAAAUACCCCUCCUCCUCGUCCGUUUCAGCAAACCCGCCCGAGUCUGACCUGACAAAACCCCUUCCCUUGAAGAACAUCCCCGGAGACUACGGCCUCCCAUUCGUGGGCCCCAUCAGCGACCGCCUGGACUACUUCUACAACCAGGGCAGAGACGAGUUCUUCAAGUCCCGCAUCCAGAAAUACCAGUCAACAGUGUUCCGUGUCAACAUGCCGCCGGGCCCCACCAUCACCUACAGGUCCCAGGUCGUCGCCCUCCUCGACGGUAAGAGCUUCCCGGUGCUCUUCGACGUCUCGAAAGUCGAGAAGAAGGACAUCUUCACCGGAACCUACAUGCCCUCCCUGGAGCUCACCGGCGGCUACCGCAUCCUCUCCUACCUCGACCCGUCAGAACCCAAGCACGACAAGCUGAAGCGGGUCAUUUUCUACCUCCUCAAGUCGAGUCGCGACUCUGUCCUACCCCAGUUUCACUCGUCCUACACGGAGCUUUUUGAAACUCUGGAGACCGCUCUCGCCGACAAAGGUAAAGCCAACUUCGUCGCGGCCAACGAUCAGGCUGCGUUUAACUUCCUGGCCCGGUCGCUGCACCAGGCCAACCCUGCCGAUACUCCACUUGGGCUCGACGGACCCAAGCUUGUGUCGAAGUGGGUCCUGUUCAACUUGGGCCCACUUCUGAUCCUCGGCCUCCCGAAGUUCAUCGAAGAACCUGUUAUCCACUCUUUCCGUCUCCCGCCAUUUUUGAUCAAGAAGGAUUACCAGCGCCUCUACGAUUUCUUCUACGAGUCUUCCGGUCACGUGCUUGAUGAGGCGGAGCGACUGGGUGUCUCACGUGACGAGGCGUGCCACAAUCUGUUAUUCGCCACGUGCUUCAAUUCGUUCGGCGGGAUGAAGAUCUUUUUCCCCAAUAUGAUCAAGUGGAUCGGGCGCGCCGGUGUCGGACUCCACACCCGAUUGGCCGAUGAGAUCAGGACCGUCGUCAGAUCCAACGGCGGAAAAAUCACGAUGGGCGCGAUGGAGCAAAUGCCGUUGAUGAAAUCUGUGGUCUACGAAGCGUUCAGGAUCGAGCCGCCGGUGCCGUUGCAGUACGGAAAGGCGAAGAAGGAUCUCGUGAUCGAGAGCCACGACGCGGCGUUUAAGGUUAAAAAAGGGGAGUUGCUGUUCGGGUUCCAACCGUUCGCGACCAAAGAUCCGAGGAUUUUCGAGAGAGCUGAUGAGUUUGUUCCGGAGCGGUUUGUCGGCGAGGAGGGGGAGAAGCUGUUGAAGCACGUGCUGUGGUCGAACGGUCCCGAGACGGAAAGUCCGACGGUGGGGAACAAGCAGUGUGCCGGGAAGGAUUUCGUGGUGUUGGUUUCGAGGCUUUUGGUGGUUGAGUUUUUUCUCCGGUACGAUUCGUUUGAGAUUGAGGUGGCGCCGUCACCGUUGGGGGCUGCCAUCACUAUGACGUCACUUAAAAGAGCAAGCUUUUGAUUUAUUUUUGGUUUUUUGGGAAUUGUAAAUUUUGGUUUUUUGCUUAUUAGUGGAUAAUUGGGAUAUUGUACUGGCUUUGUGUGGGAUUUUCUGUAAACUGAUGAUCCGUCAUAACAUGUGCAAAUUGGAAUAUUAUGUUUUGUAAGAAGAUGGAUUGAAGAUAAAUAAUUACAUGUGGGGAAUUUUAUAUAUUUUUCUUCCA
This is a messenger RNA of Malus domestica (apple), 2110 nucleotides long. RefSeq names its product allene oxide synthase 1, chloroplastic-like. Gene Ontology annotation, molecular function: heme binding; iron ion binding; monooxygenase activity. Lineage: Eukaryota; Viridiplantae; Streptophyta; Magnoliopsida; Rosales; Rosaceae. Gene Ontology annotation, cellular component: chloroplast thylakoid membrane; chloroplast envelope. Gene Ontology annotation, biological process: sterol metabolic process; jasmonic acid biosynthetic process. The record is from RefSeq and is a predicted model, not a curated record.